Molecule: messenger RNA, 1380 nt
Organism: Spodoptera littoralis (African cotton leafworm)
Lineage: Eukaryota; Metazoa; Arthropoda; Insecta; Lepidoptera; Noctuidae
Source: the annotation of a GenBank genome assembly
AUGGUGGGCACAAGACGUGCUCGUAAUAAUGCCAAUUCAGUGGUCAUACCGCGUCAGAACUCUGUGUCUGACAAUGGAAGGGCUCGUCAGAACCUUAGCCCUGAGGCAUUAGCAGCUAUGAAUAAGGAACAGCUCCGGGCAGAAUGCAGGAAACGGGGUCAGCGGGCCACAGGCAACAAAAAUGAGCUGCUCGCCCGACUCGGGUACUACAAGCUGGCGGCCGCAGUACAGGCGGACACUGAGCAGCGCCCGCGCAACGGACUUCAUCAUCCACAUCCAAAGGAGAUCAGUAGAAACAAAACUCCAACAAUGGACAGUGACAGCCUGGUGCUAUGGCGGCGGCCGCUCACUACACUGGAGUACUUCUUCAAGGAACUAUUCAUAUUGAUCUCUACAGGAUUACAGAGGUUAUUAACGUACAAACUGUUGGCACUGACGAUAUUUGUAGCAAUAUUAGGAACAGUUGUAUCUUAUUACGUUAGCGGCCCGCACCAGCCUUAUGUUCAGUUGGUAGUAGCGACCCUAUCGUGGUGGGGCUGGUGGGUAGUGCUGGGCGUGUGUAGUUCAGUGGGGCUGGGUACAGGUCUGCAUACAUUCCUGCUGUACCUGGGACCUCACAUCGCGAGGGUGACGCUGGCUGCGUACGAGUGCGGAGCCCUCAACUUCCCUGAACCGCCUUAUCCUAAUGAUAUAAUAUGUCCAGCCCAGAUCGACCCGAGCAACGUGGUGUCGAUAUGGAACAUAAUGUCGAAGGUCCGCAUAGAGUCCAUGAUGUGGGGUAUAGGCACGGCGCUGGGGGAGUUGCCGCCAUACUUCAUGGCGCGCGCCGCCAGGCUCUCGGGGGGAGGGGUCGCUGAGUUGGCUGCUAAUGACGAUUCUAGGACUGGGAGGGCAAAGGUAAUGGUACAAAAGCUAGUCCAGAAAGUUGGUUUCGCUGGUAUCCUGGCGUGCGCGUCCGUGCCCAACCCUCUGUUCGACCUGGCCGGCCUGACGUGUGGACACUUCCUCGUCCCGUUCUGGACAUUCUUCGGAGCCACGGUGCUGGGCAAAGCGGUCAUCAAGAUGCAUAUACAGAAGAUGUUUGUUAUCAUCGCUUUUAAUGAAACUUUAGUUGGCCAAGUCCUUUCCUGGGUAGAAAGGAUACCAUACAUCGGGCCUAAGUUGGAAGCUCCGCUACUGGAGUUCCUUCGCAACCAAAAAGCAAGAUUACAUAAAAACGACUCUGCAGCGCCCAUAGAGAAUCAAGGCUCAGUUCUAUCGAGUCUUCUAGAGAAGUUUGUGUUGGCUAUGGUUGUCUACUUUGUCGUGUCUAUAGUGAAUGCGCUUGCGCAGAACUAUAGCAAGCGAGUCGGUAAGAAGAAGGGCAAGAAACGGGAAUAG